GGGUAGCCUGUGUGACCACAGCAGUGCAGUGAUCCACAGCGGUCCACACAGGUUGUUCGUCCACAAAUGGGCCAUAGUUAGCCUGCAUCUACCCCCUCUUCUACUGCAAGCCAUCCGCACCAGGUGCAAGCAUCACCACCCACUCUGAAGGUUAUUUUCCACUUAAAGUCGGAGAAAAUGGCAUCAAUUCCAUCAAGUGGUUCUCUCGUCGCCACACAUGACUACUAUAGAAGACGUCUCGGGUCCAACUCCAGCAGCAGCUCUUGUGGGAGCGCCGAGUACACUGGGGAGGUUAUUCCACACCAUCCAGCACUUCCGAGGCAAGACUCCGGUCACUGGUGGACUUCGUUCUUCUUCGUAAAGCAGAACCAGCUCGCUUUGCAAAAUGGAUCUGAAAAUCAAAAGAACGGUUACACCUUAGCCAACGGACAGGUGACCUGCAUCGCCAAGGAAAUGGUUCGGACCAGACAACUCAGCGAAAGCAGCGACGGUGGAAAACAUGAACCUAUGUCCCUCCCACCAACUUCCUCCUAGUCCUCAACCCUCCUCUUCCUCCUCCUCUGCACCUUCCUCACCAUCCACUUGCCACCUCUCACAUAGUCCAGCAAUGGAGAUGUAACGAUGGUGGUUGUGUUGAUGGGGUUUCCUCACCCUGUCCUUUUUGCCUGUAUAUAGUAUCUUUAUAUAUUGACCAAAAGUUAUAAAAAAGCUCGUAUGUAAAAACAUUUUUUAUGCAUAUGUUGUAACAAAUUACAACUGACAAUAAAACUAUAUUCUAAUCACC
Gambusia affinis (western mosquitofish) is the source of this 784-nucleotide messenger RNA. RefSeq names its product pancreatic progenitor cell differentiation and proliferation factor a (gene ppdpfa). The coding region runs from base 178 to 534 and encodes 118 amino acids. The record is from RefSeq and is a predicted model, not a curated record. The transcript has 5 exons. NCBI's taxonomy places the organism in Eukaryota, Metazoa, Chordata, Actinopteri, Cyprinodontiformes, Poeciliidae. Gene Ontology annotation, biological process: cell differentiation; multicellular organism development.